Molecule: messenger RNA, 1056 nt
Organism: Epithele typhae
Lineage: Eukaryota; Fungi; Basidiomycota; Agaricomycetes; Polyporales; Epitheliaceae
Exons: 5
Coding region: 1-1056 (351 amino acids)
Source: RefSeq, a predicted model, not a curated record
AUGCCCAAAGCGGCAAAUCCGCCACUCGGCCUCGUUGUUCUUCUCCGCCAGCAUGAGGAGUUGGAAAACCUCAGGUCACUCACGCUCGUCCACUACCUCGCUCCUGUCACCGAGCCUCUGGACGACUCCAUGUGUAUCUCGCUCCCCAAUCUCACAACUCUCACUAUUGCCGACGAGCCGGGUCGCAUCGCUCAUUUCUUGUAUCACCUCGACCACUCAGCCUGCACAGCAAUCGACCUGUCGGCAUCUGCGACACCUGGAACAUCCAAGACCGUCAUCCUUCACACGCGCGCCACACAUAUCAUAAUAGGUUUCACGCCUCGCCCUCCCUUCGUUGAUGCAACUGAACUCGAAUGCGGGCAAGAUACAAGCACCGUCGUCUUCCCCGGGAUCACCGCGUUCGAAUACAACGAGUCUGCCCUCGCCCCAACAUCUCACCCAGAGAAGAUACUCGCGCUCCGGCCCACCCCCGCUCCGCUGCUCGACGACCUCGCGCUUGCGCAACGUCUCUUCUGGGAAACCGUCGACGCCGCGACCGCGCUCCUCACGCCCGCGCACACCACCAGCGCCGUGCGCGAGCUGCGCGUCGAAGGCCCUCUCGACGCCCUCGACGCGCACACCCUCAGCCUCCUCCUCCGCAGCCUGCCCGCGCUGCACAAGCUCCAGCUCGUGCACCACGCCCCGCGCCCCGCCGCCGGCACUGUCCCCGCCCGGAUGCCGCCCGGGAUCGCGUCCGUGUUCGACGCCGCCGCAGGCUCCUGCGCUGCCCUCCGCGAGCUCGAGCUCAGGGACCUGCCCUCCGCGGGCUGUGUCCCGUUUCUGACUGCGCUGGGCGCGGCGUUGGAGGCUGGCGAACAUGUAGAGGAGGCAGAAGGGGAGGAGGAUGAAGAGGAGGUGGUCGCGGAGCUGAGGGACCUGUUCGCGGGGACGGCGGCGCGAGUUGCGCUGUGGUACGGGAAGAGGGGAAGGGUGGUUCACGAGGACGACACCGACUCGGCCGUGGACGCGAUGGAUUGGGAGAGCGACAACCUUGGCGGGAAUCCGGCGGUGUCGUAA